AUGCAGAUACUUUUGUUGUUAAGUCAUAAAUCAGUUUCACCACUUAAGAUCCUAUUAGAAGCUGCCAAAAUGUCGCGGAAGGGUUUAAUGGAACAAGACCUGAGUAAGUUGGAUGUCACAAAGUUGCAUCCACUUUCUCCAGAAGUCAUAUCUCGGCAAGCUACUAUUAAUAUUGGCACUAUUGGUCAUGUGGCACAUGGCAAGUCAACAGUUGUGAAAGCAAUAUCUGGUGUCCAGACUGUGCGUUUCAAAAAUGAGUUGGAGCGUAACAUUACAAUCAAGCUUGGCUAUGCAAAUGCAAAAAUAUACAAGUGUGAAGAUGAACGGUGUUCAAGGCCUAUGUGCUACAAGGCUUAUGGAAGUGGGAAAGAAGAUAGUCCUAUGUGUGAUGUGCCAGGGUUUGAAAAUAGCAAGAUGAAAUUGCUGAGACAUGUUUCAUUUGUGGAUUGUCCGGGACAUGAUAUUCUCAUGGCUACUAUGCUUAAUGGAGCAGCAAUCAUGGAUGGAGCUUUGCUACUCAUAGCUGCUAAUGAAAGCUGCCCACAACCACAAACCUCUGAGCAUUUAGCUGCUGUGGAAAUUAUGCGUCUACAGCAUAUAAUAAUCCUUCAGAACAAGGUUGACUUGAUCCAAGAAAAUGUGGCAAUCAAUCAGCAUGAAGCAAUUUCAAAGUUUAUACAAGGAACUGUAGCUGAUGGUGCACCAGUAGUACCUAUUUCAGCACAGUUAAAGUAUAAUAUUGAUGUUGUGUGUGAGUAUAUUGUGAAGAAGAUCCCAAUCCCUGAGAGGAACUUUGUUUCUCCACCUAAUAUGAUUGUAAUUCGAUCAUUUGAUGUCAAUAAACCUGGGUUUGAGGUUGAUGAAAUAAAAGGAGGUGUAGCUGGUGGAAGCAUUCUGAGGGGUGUUUUGAAGGUGAAUCAAUUCAUUGAAGUUCGACCUGGCAUUGUUGUUAAAGAUGAGAGUGGAAAUAUCCGAUGCACACCCAUAUACUCAAGAAUAGUUUCAUUGUAUGCUGAACAAAAUGAGCUUCAAUUUGCUGUGCCUGGAGGCCUUAUCGGUGUUGGGACAACAAUGGAUCCCACAUUGACACGUGCUGAUAGGUUGGUAGGUCAAGUUCUAGGAGAGGUCGGAUCACUACCUGAGGUUUUUGUGGAACUCGAGGUAAACUUUUUCCUACUUAGACGGCUUCUUGGUGUCCGAACAAAAGGGUCAGAGAGACAGGGGAAGGUAUCCAAGCUAGCUAAAGGAGAGAUGCUAAUGUUGAACAUAGGAUCAAUGUCAACGGGGGCUAGAGUAAUUGCUGUGAAGAAUGACUUGGCAAAGUUGCAACUUACAUCCCCUGUGUGCACAAGCAAGGGUGAGAAGAUAGCACUCAGUCGACGUGUUGAGAAGCAUUGGCGUCUUAUUGGGUGGGGCCAAAUCCAAGCUGGAAUCACUCUUGACGUCCCUCCUGCCCCCCAACUUAGUUGA
Messenger RNA from Sphenostylis stenocarpa, 1470 nucleotides. Lineage: Eukaryota; Viridiplantae; Streptophyta; Magnoliopsida; Fabales; Fabaceae. The record is from the annotation of a GenBank genome assembly.